Colletotrichum higginsianum IMI 349063 is the source of this 1371-nucleotide messenger RNA. RefSeq names its product Galactosyl transferase GMA12/MNN10 family protein. Gene Ontology annotation, biological process: protein N-linked glycosylation. The coding region runs from base 1 to 1371 and encodes 456 amino acids. Gene Ontology annotation, molecular function: glycosyltransferase activity. Gene Ontology annotation, cellular component: Golgi membrane. NCBI's taxonomy places the organism in Eukaryota, Fungi, Ascomycota, Sordariomycetes, Glomerellales, Glomerellaceae. The transcript has 3 exons. The record is from RefSeq and is a predicted model, not a curated record.
AUGUCGCUCUCGCGCAGUCCGUCGCCCAUACCCGGGGGCGGUUGGGCCAGCCCUGGCCUGACCAUCAACACCAGCGGCCGAUCGAGUCCGAGCAGAGGUUUCUCAGCAUCCAACGGCGCCUCCACGCCUUGGGAGACCGCCAAGAUGAGAACCGCCGGCAUGAAUGGGUAUCCGUCCUUUUCCACUCAGAACCAAGGCUUCUUCACACGACACAUGCGCCGAAUAUCGAGCAGCCUGCCGCGAUUCAACAAUCAGAGUCCCUAUGCCGACAAGGAGAAGCCGGGCCGGGCAUCAUGGGCGACACGGAAGGUUCCUCUGGUGGGAAGGAUACGGAGCGUCUUCGCGCGCAUGGGCAGGAAGAUGAAGCUGCGCUUGCUGAUUCUUCUCUUGUUCUCUCUGGCCAUGGUCAUAUUCUACAAUACUCCUCUGGUGUACCACUGGCGGAGACACUUUGGUGGAGGCCAAAAGUAUGUUAUUAUAUUGGCCGCCAACGUCGGGGGAGGUGUCAUGGAAUGGAAAGGCGCCCGUGAAUGGGCCAUCGAGCGGGAUAGCGUACGGAACAAGAAGAAGUACGCCAAUCGAUGGGGGUACGAUCUUGAGAUCGUCGACAUGAGCACCAAAAAGCGAUAUGCGCACGAAUGGCGCGAGAGCUGGGAGAAGGUCGACUUUAUUCGCUCCGCCUUCCGCAAGUAUCCCAAGGCCGAAUGGGUCUGGUGGCUCGACCUGAACACCUACGUAAUGGAACUUUCGUACCCCUUGCAGAACCACAUCUUCAACGACCUGAACAAGCACGUGUACCGCGAUAUCAAUGAGUUCAACCCCCUGAACAUCACUCACCCGUUCACCGACCCUUACCUGGACGAGGAGUCGCGAAGUGCCAUCGGGGAUGGGAAGCCCGAGUCCAUCAACUUGAUGCUCUCUCAGGACUGCUCGGGCUUCAACUUGGGCUCAUUCUUCGUCAAAAGGGGUAAUUGGGCUGACCGUAUGCUCGACAUUUGGUGGGACCCUGUCGCCUAUGAGCAGAAGCACAUGGAGUGGGAACACAAAGAACAAGACGCGCUGGAGCAAUUGUACACGACUCAGCCGUGGAUCCGCAAGCACACGGCGUUCCUUCCGCAACGGAUGAUCAACUCCUUCCCGCCCGGCGCUUGCUCCGAGAACGGCAAUGAUACCCGCAUCCAUUACGAUCAGAAGGACCGGGACUUUGUCGUCAACAUGGCAGGCUGCGAAUGGGGCCGCGACUGCUGGGGCGAGAUGUACAACUACCGCGAGCUCAGCUAUUACCUGAACCGCAAUCCAUGGGAACGCUUCAAAGAGGAUCUCAUUGCCGUCCUCUGGUUCAAGCUCACCGGCCAGAAGGUCAAGCUAUGA